Messenger RNA from Periophthalmus magnuspinnatus, 3234 nucleotides. RefSeq names its product DnaJ heat shock protein family (Hsp40) member B6a (gene dnajb6a). The record is from RefSeq and is a predicted model, not a curated record. Gene Ontology annotation, biological process: positive regulation of proteasomal ubiquitin-dependent protein catabolic process; protein refolding. The coding region runs from base 245 to 1105 and encodes 286 amino acids. Gene Ontology annotation, cellular component: endoplasmic reticulum membrane; cytosol. NCBI's taxonomy places the organism in Eukaryota, Metazoa, Chordata, Actinopteri, Gobiiformes, Gobiidae. The transcript is spliced from 8 exons. Gene Ontology annotation, molecular function: ATPase activator activity; Hsp70 protein binding.
CUUCUUGACAUCGCCGCUCAGGAGGAAGAGUAGCCGGCCCUCUGCAGCCUCAUCACGGCCACGGAGCUCGGAGCAGCGCCGAUGGGAUGAACGGAGAGAUCUGAGCGAAAGUACUGUCCCCCCACGACCCCCAGCGGGACCCCGAGUGUUUGGGCUGCAGCCUGCCCCGAGAGGCCGCCUGAGUCUCGGACAGGAGCAGCGGAAGAACGCGGUAGCAGUUUGAGAGGUUCCUUGAUGCGUAAACAUGGUGGACUAUUACCAGGUUCUAGGAGUCCAGAGGGAAUCUACAGCAGAAGACAUCAAGAAAGCGUACAGAAAGUUGGCACUGAGAUGGCACCCUGAUAAAAACCCAGACAACAAAAUCGAAGCAGAGAAGAAGUUUAAAGAGCUGUCAGAAGCCUACGAGGUGCUGUCCGAUGCCAACAAACGCUCCUUAUACGACCGCUAUGGUAAAGACGGGCUGACGGGCAGCAGAGGAAGAGGAGAACAUUUCCAUAACGGAGAUCACUUCCACGAGCCGUUCACCUUCAGAAACCCGGAGGACGUGUUCAGGGAAUUCUUCGGAGGCGCCGAUCCUUUCGCAGACUUCUUUGGCACAAGCCCUUUUGGGGAUGACCUGUUCUUCAGCAGCACUAGGACCCACAGUCGCAGCGGACGCCCCCGAACAGGAGGCUCUUUCUUCGGGGGCUUCGUCGGGUUUCCUCCCUUUGGUGGAGGAUUUUCUCCCUUUGACCCAGGUUUCGGUGCAUUCGGUUCCAUGGGAGCGAUGGGACAUAUUGGGCAUAUGGGACACCUGCACAGCCUGAACGGCCUGGGUGGCGGGAUGGGUGGGGGUAUGGGUGGAGGGAUGGGUGGGGGUAUGGGGGGUAUGGGGGGCAUGGGGGGCUUCACCUCUUUCUCCUCCACCUCGUUCGGGGGCAGUGGAGCUGGGAUGGGAAACUUCCGCUCUGUCUCUACCUCCACCAAGAUUGUCAAUGGGAGAAAGAUCACCACUAAAAGAAUCAUAGAGAACGGUCAGGAGCGCGUGGAGGUGGAGGAGGACGGACAGCUUCGAUCUUUAACCAUCAAUGGCCGUGAGCAGCUGCUGAGACUCGAACACAAAUAAAAACUCAAAACAAAAAACCCAUGUUUAAGAAGCCACUUUACCAGCAGCAGCACAGACCUCAGCCUCCUCAGCCUCUCCAGACCAGUGCUCGCUACAAACUGAUUCUCGCAUUCCUUUUUUCACUUUGGCAUUUUACUUAAAGAACACAUAUUAUGCAAACUUGACUUUUUGACCUUUUUAACCAUGUUAUACUGUUGUCCCUUGAUCAAAAACAUCCCUGGAGUUGUAGUGAAUGUUUCAGUCAUGGUCAUCUGGACACAAUUUUCCAAAUCAAGACAUUUCAGCUCCAUCCAGAAAGCAUUUGGAUUUUUUUUCUAUACUGUGCUGUACAUUUCCCAUAAGACUUUUUUUUUUAUUGAAAAUGGUUUCUUGAAUGUCUAGAUCACACAAACUGUGUGCAGAUUUCUGUGUAACCCCUCAGUCAUCCAGGUCUGAUCCAUGGUAAAAGCCAAAAGUAAAAUUUGUCAACUGGACAAAAAGUAGUAGGAGUGAAGAGGUUUGGUUGCUCAUCCAAGCCGCUUCUUCAGUUCUGGUCAGAUUACUGGUGGACACUGCCUGAAUAUGCGAAGUAUGACUCUGGCACAGUGCACGGUGUAGUGCUCAACAGACCUAGCCAACAAACAGAAACUGUACAGAAACGAACUGCUUUCAGUUUCAGCGUAAUUAGCUCCUCUCUUCAGACAGAUAUAAGGCAGUGUCCACCAGUAAUCUGACCAGAACUGAAGAAGUGGCUUAGAUAAGCAGAAAAACGUCUUCACUCCUUUUUUCCAGUUGACACUGGUAAAAGCCAAAAGUAAAAUCUGUCAAGAUGACCACUGUUGAAACCUUUUCCCAACCUCCUCCUGGACAAAUGAGGGAUUACACAGACUCUGUAUGUGGAGUUGAAUUUUUGCUCCUUUCACACUUGUUUUAUUAAUACAUUAAUCCAAAGUCGUCUUCUCUAAGCUCUCAAAAAUGCUCCAUUUGCAUUUUGCAAGUUUAUUUGCUACAGGUAAAACUCCUGAUUUCGCCUGCAUACUUAUUAAGCCCAUAAAUAUCACUGCACUUUCUGGUUGUUCAUUUUCGUUGCUGAUAGCAGAGGGAGCUCAUUGGAAACAGGAAGUUUCUAAAGUAUGUGUUCCAUAUAUAGACAUUAUUUUAAGUUGCCAAAUGUGAAAUACUGUUCCCAAUGUGACCAAAAGCAAAUUAAAGCCACUAGUGCAUAAUAUGUGUCCUUUAAAGCCCUAUGCAUCUUGUUUUGUUCGAGCAGGUUUUUAGUUCAGUUCAGGCCACAAUUUUAAUUUUAUUUUUUGGGACCAUUUGUGAGUUGAGCCGUAUCUACACUGUGCGCUACAUUUCCCAUGAGACUGUUUUAAUUCAAAGGUCCAUAUUACGCUAUUCCCUGAUCUAUGUUAUAAUGUAGUUUCCUCAUCACAAACAGACCUGGAGUUGUGUUUUGUUUCAUUAACACAUGCUUAAGACACAAAUCCUGCAGAUUUAGGCUCAAUUAUUUUCUCAAACUAUAACUAACACUGUGUUCCACCUCGAGAUGUCAUGUGGUAAUACAGGAAGUGCUCCACUGUGUUUUUAAACUCCAUACACUGUCAGUAGAAUCAUUUGGAUAAUUUCAGCCCUGGAAUUGCCAAUCUCUAGUAAACAAAAGGUAAAAGGAGCUGUUAACUUGAAAACUACCACUUCAUGACAUCACAAGGUGGAACAGCAUUUUGAGCUUUGGAGAGUUAGAGAGACUAAAAAUAAAAGGUUACUGUUUUGUUUCAUUCACACACAACUCCAGGUAUGUUUUUGAUGAGAUAACAGCAUUAUAACAUGGCUUAAAGCUCACAAGAGCCAAUUUUAUGUAAUAUAGGACCUUUUAAUUUGAAUAAUACGCUGCCCAUGUUUACUGCUCUUCCUAUAGUUCAUUCUUUUUAUUAAUGGUAUAUAAAGUAUUGUACAAAGAAGUGAUGCAAUUUUCUAUGUUGCGGCGUCUGUCUGUAAUUUAAAAAUGCAUGUUUUAAUGUGGGUAAAGUCUUAAUGUUCACGUUUCGUUCUGAUGCACAAAACAGAAGUGUAUAAAAGAUAUUAUGGAUGUAGAAGGAAUUUUGUGAAAUUGUGGAAAAACAUUAAACUGUUUUCCGGAUGGUACCAGA